AUGAAUUAUUCAACUGGUGCUGAUUCAAAUCCGCGCAGUCUUGCUGUCGGCAAUCUCAAUAGUGAUCUCCAACAGGACUUGGUCGUUGCAAAUUUUGGUACUCACAACAUUGGAAUCUUUUUCGGAAUGAGCAAUGGAAUUUUUAAAUUUCAUAUGACUUUGACCGCUGGAUCUUCACGUCCACUUUGCGUUAGUGUCGGUGAUUUUAAUAAUGACGGUCACUACGAUAUUGCCACUGUCAAUUAUGGAACUGAUACCGUAGGAAUUUUUCUUGGUCAUGGAAAUGGAUUUUUUUCAAAUCUAAUUACUUUCUCUACUGGUUAUGACUCACUUCCAGUUUCACUUGUUAUUGCUGAUUUCAAUUACGAUAAUGCAGUCGAUAUCGGAGUGGCAAAUUAUGGCACUAACAACAUAGGAGUGUUUCUUGGUUAUGGUAAUGGAUCUUUUGGAAUUCCAACACUGUUGACAACUGGUAUAAAUUCUCAUCCAUAUUCUAUAGCUGUAGCCGAUUUUAAUAAUGACCUUCAACUUGAUAUCGUCGUUGUCAAUCAAGGUAACGAAAAUGUCUGUCUACUUCUAGGAAAUCGAAAUGGAACUUUUUCGUUGCAAACGAGUUUUUCAACUGGCAAUAAUUCUUGGCCAGUUUCCAUCGCUAUUGGUGAUUACAAUCAAGAUAGUGCAUUAGAUGUCAUCGUAGCCAAUUAUGGCACUUCCGAACUAGUUUUAUUGUUGAAUAAUGGUAAUGGAACUUUUGUAGAUCGAGCAGUGUAUUUCACACAAUAUAGUUUUCAUCCUUAUUCGAUUGUCAAUGCUGACUUUAACAAGGACGGUAGAUUAGAUAUUAUCGUUACCAAUUAUGAUACCAACAAUAUGCAGAUUAUUCUUACAUAUAAUAAUUACACUAUAUCAAAUCUAGCCACUUAUUCAACUACUGAUGAUUCGAAUCCAACAUUCAUCAUCACCGUUGAUUUUAACAAUGAUAGUCGCAUUGACAUUGCCGUUGCCAACUAUCAGAAGGACAAUGUCGGCAUUCUUCUUCAGAAUGAUGAUGGCACUUUUUCAAGUCAAAUGAUCUAUUCAACUGGCACUAACUCUAGACCAAAAUAUCUCGGCGUAGGUGAUUUUAAUGGUGACAGUCACUGGGAUAUCGCCGUCGUCAACAUUUGGAUGGACAAUAUUGCUAUUCUUCUCGGAUAUGGGAACGGUAAUUUUUCUGACCCAACAGUUUACUUAGAUGACGAAGGUGGCCAGCCAAUAGGGAUCUGUGUUGGCGAUUUCAACAACGAUAACUGCUUGGACAUCGUCGUCGCCAACUAUAGGACGAGCGAUGUCAGUAUUUUCUUCGGAUAUUGUAAUGGUAGUUUUUCUGAUCGAACAUCUUAUCAAACUGACGAUAAUAUUGGGCUCAUUGGAAUUGCUGUUGAUGAUUUCAAUAGUGAUAAUCAUUUAGAUAUUGCCGUCGUCAACCAGGUAACGGACAGUCUCGGUAUUUUUUUGGGACAUAGCGAUGGUAGUUUUUCCUAUCAGAUGCCUUACUCAACUGGCACUGGUGCAGGGCCAAAUGCGGUCGCUAUUGGUGAUGUCAAUAACGACAAUAAGAGGGACAUCAUCGUUUGCAAUUAUUAUAAUGACAAUGUAGAUAUUUUUCUAGGAAAUGGCAAUGGUAGUUUUUCCAACCAACAGACUUAUUCUAUUGGCAGCGGUUCGUAUCCAAUCUUUGUCACCACUGGUGAUUUCAAUAAUGACAAAAGGUUAGACAUCGCCGUUGUCAAUGGAGGUACUUACAAUGUAGGUAUUCUGCUUGGGUAUGGCGAUGGCAAGUUUUCAAGCAUAAGGACGUAUUCAACUGGGGAUGGUUCUAAUCCAAAGGCGAUUGCCAUGACUUAUUUCAACGAAGAUGAUCUAAUGGAUAUGGCCGUCGCUAAUAUGAGAACUAGUAAUGUAGGUAUUCUAUUUGGUAGUGUAAAAGUAACUGGCAUGGGCGAAGCUAUAUCUUUCACAGGAUCAGCUCCAUGUCCACAGAGUAUUGCUGUCGGUGACCUGAAUAACGAUAGUCAAUUAGAUGUCGUAGUCGGUAAUUAUGGCAUGGAUAAUAUUAAAAUCUUUUUUGGAGAUGCAAACGGAACUUUUCUCACACAAACAAUAUUUUCAACUGGUUUUUUGUCUCUUCCAACCUCUGUUGUUGUGAAAGACUUAAACAACAAUAAUCAAUUGGACAUUGUCAUCGCUAAUUCUGGCAAUGAUAAUAUUGGUAUUCUUUUCGGACAUGGGAAUGGUUCGUUUGAUGGUCCAAUUACGUAUUCCACUGAUAUAGGUUCGAAUCCACAAUCGGUCGACAUUGGUGAUUUUAACGGUGAUGAUCAAUUGGAUAUUGUAGUAGCUAAUUACGGUUCUAAGAGUGUUAAUAUACUAUUGAAAUAUGAUCCAGGUGCUUUUCAAAGUAUGAUAUGGUAUUCUACUGGAACUAAUUCUAAUCCAAAUUCAAUCGCCAUUGGCGAUUUGAAUAAUGACGGUCGAUUGGACAUUGUAGUUGCUAACAGAGGUUCCGGCAAUAUAGGUAUUUUUUUUGGAUACGACAAUGGAACAUUUUCAAGACAAAUUACCUUUUCAAUUGGAAGCUCGUCUAGACCUUAUUCGGUAGCUAUUCAUGAUUUCAACAAUGACAGCCGAUUGGACAUCGCUGUCGCCAACUUUUGGAGCGGCGAUGUUGUUAUUCUUCUCGGAUAUGGCGAUGGCACCUUCACAAAUCAAAUGAGAUAUUCAACUGGCGAAGACUCAGGAUCCAUAUUCGUCGUGGUAGGUGAUUUCAACAAUGACAAACGAUUAGAUUUGGCCGUUGUCAACCAUGUCAGUGCCAACGUCGGUAUUCUUCUCGGAUAUGGUAACGGGAGUUUUAGAAAUCACAUGAGCUAUUCAACUGGUAGUAAUUCUUUCCCAUUAUCAGUCACUGUUGGUGAUUUUAACCAUGACGAUUGGUUGGACUUCGCUGUCGUCAACUAUGGAACGAGCAAUCUUGGUAUUCGUCUUGGCCAUGGUGAUGGGACCUUUUCAAACCAAACAACUUAUUCAACAGGAGUAAGUUCGAAACCAUGUUUCAUCACUACUGUUGAUUUGAACAACGACUAUCGAUUAGAUCUUGUCGUUGCCAAUUACCAAUCGAACAAUAUAGGUAUCUUUCUUGGAUAUGGGAACGGCAAAUUUUCAAGUCAAACAGCUUAUUCGACAGGUAGUGGUUCUGGACCGAAUUCAAUCAUUAUUGGCGAUAUUAAUAAUGAUGGCUUACUGGAUAUUGUUGUCGCAAAUUUUCUCGGAAACACUAUUGGAGUUCUUCUAGGAUUUAAGAAUGACGAUUUUUUAAGUCUAUUGACAUAUUCUACUGGUGAUGCUUCUGAGCCAUACUCAGUCGUUGCUGGCGAUUUUAAUAAUGACGGUCGACUUGAUAUAGCCGUUGCCAAUUACGGUAGCAACAAUGUAGGUGUGUUUCUUGGUUAUGAUAGUCGAAAUUUUUUAAGAGCACCAUCCUAUUCGAUGGGAAACGAGUCACGACCACGCUAUGUUGUUGUUGGAGAUUUCAAUAAUGAUAGUCGGUUGGAUGCUGUUGUUGCCAAUAAUGACACUGAUAAUAUAAUGAUCGUUUUUGGAUCUGGUCAUGGUAUGUUUUCGAGUAAAAUGAUGUAUUUUACUGGCAAUGGUUCUCAUCCAUGUAGUAUCGCGGUUAGUGAUUUGAAUAAGGACACUCACCUAGAUAUUAUUGUCGCCAAUUCUGGUAGUGAUACUAUUGGCAUUUUGCUUGGUUAUGGAAACGGUAGUUUUUCAAAUCAAGACACUUAUUUCACUGGUCUUCAUUCGAGUCCAUCUUCGGUUGGGGUUUUGGAUAUGGACAAUGAUACACUUUGGGAGGUUGCCAUAGCUACUGCUGAUGCUAACAGUAUUGUCAUUCUUUGGGGUUACAGCAAUCGAAAUUUUACACAUCGAACGACUUUCCAAAAUAGUUUCGGUUCGCGUCCGUUUGCAAUCGCGGUCGGCGAUGUUAAUCAAGAUAAUUUAACUGACGUUGUCAUAGCCAAUAAUGGAUAUGGUAAUAUUGGUUUCAUCUCGAAGACUUGUUAA
Molecule: messenger RNA, 4110 nt
Organism: Rotaria sp. Silwood1
Lineage: Eukaryota; Metazoa; Rotifera; Eurotatoria; Philodinida; Philodinidae
Source: the annotation of a GenBank genome assembly